AUGAAAAUGAGGAGUGUUGCAAUUUUGAUUAUGACUAUUUUGAGUUUUGGCCAAAUUGCAAGAAGUGAGUCACCCAUUAGUUGUAGUAGAAAAUGUGCUUUAGAUUGUUUAGAUGUACCCUUUGCAUAUUCUGCAUGCUUUGAUGGUUGUACCGCAAAAUGCCCCAAGACGCCUGUGGCACUGGAUGUCUACAAUUGCGUUAGCAGGAACUUUUCCUUCUUUGGGACUGCUGUGUCGUGUUUGGGUUCGCAGCUCGAAUUUAAUGGAAUUGGAGUGCUCGAUUUGGGUGACGGUGGCAUUGGUGCCAUACAGCUGUUGGGCUCCAAUUUCAAGAUGAGCGAUUCUCACUCCGAAAAUCAUGAUGAAGCAACUGUGGUGGGAUUUGAAGUUCCAAAAUCACCUGAUUCCAGUUACAACAAUGUCUACCCAGGAAAUGAAGAUGAGGCAAGGGAUCCGCCUAUGGUGCCUUCACAUUUGCAACACACUUUGCUCAAUUAUCCUGCUAGUAGAGACACUGCAGGAACUGUUCCAUUGCCUCAGAAUGUGAUUCUAAAUCAUCUUUACAUCGAGAAUAGAGAGUCCCCAAGGUCUGUGGUGGCGUUGGGAUUCACUCAUCGUUUCCGCUCUAAGUAUGUUACAGUGGUGCUUUACAAACCAGUCCAAAGAAGGGGAAGUACAGGCAUUUAA
This is a messenger RNA of Sphenostylis stenocarpa, 687 nucleotides long. The record is from the annotation of a GenBank genome assembly. Lineage: Eukaryota; Viridiplantae; Streptophyta; Magnoliopsida; Fabales; Fabaceae.